UUCUGACUGACUUUCUCGUCGCGCACCAACUUCACGGCGGCACCUUAUCUUUCCACAACCCGUCCUACACCACCAUGAAUCGCAACAAAAAGAAGGGCGGUAACGGCGAUCGUAACAAGUUCGGCAACCGCAAGCGCGAACGCGGUACCGGACCUGCCAAGGGCGAGCGCGGGAACUACACUUCAAUUACCACGGAGAACGCGCUUUUCGAACGUUUCUACAAGGAGAGCAAUGUUGUACCCGAGGACGAGUGGGAGGACUUCUGGGGAGCUCUGAAAAGGACUCUCCCGACUACCUUUAGGUUUACCGGAUCCAGAGGCCAUGCGUUGACUACUCUGAAGGCGCUCCAGGAUAUCUAUAUCCCGCACCUGAAGGGCAUUGAGUGGGACGGACAGCUAGUUGACCCUCCCAGGCCGUUGGCUUUCUAUCCUGACAAUCUUGCUUGGGGAAUGACCACCGGAAAGUCUGUUAUCCGCCGAUGCCCGCCUUUCAAGAAGUUCCAGAACUACCUUGUCGCCGAGACUACCAUUGGAAAUAUCUCUCGCCAGGAAGCUGUCUCGAUGAUUCCCCCGUUGCUCAUGAAUAUCGAGCCCCACCACGUGGUACUCGACAUGUGCGCCGCCCCCGGGUCAAAAACUGCGCAGCUUGUAGAGAUGAUACACAAUGGAGAAGAGGCCGCUGUCAGCGCUUCUUCGACGGGCACCGGCUCGGCGGAGAUGACCAAGGAAGGCGAGAUGGGCGGAAGAGCGACGGGUAUCGUCAUCGCCAACGAUGCCGACUACAAGCGCAGUCACAUGUUGAUCCACCAGACUAAACGUCUCAAUUCUCCCAACCUGAUCGUCACGAACCACGAUGCCACCAUGUACCCAAGCUUGCUCAUCUCCAACCCCAAAGAUGAAGUGAAGCAGUACCUCAAGUACGAUCGCAUUCUCGCUGAUGUACCUUGUUCGGGAGACGGAACAGCCCGCAAGAACUACAACGUCUGGAAGGAUUGGAACCCUCACGGUGCAUUCAACCUCCAUGCGAUUCAAGUCAGAAUCCUGGUGCGCGGGCUUCAGAUGCUCAAGGUUGGCGGAAGACUAGUGUACUCGACCUGUUCCAUGAACCCCAUCGAGAACGAGGCCGUUAUCCAAACCGCUAUCCGCCGCUGCGGUGGCAUGAGCAAGGUGGAGAUCGUAGAUGUGAGCGACCAGCUUCCGAACCUCAAGCGCAAGUCAGGCCUCAAGGGUGGCUGGAGGGUUAUGGACAAGGACCAGCAGUGGUACUCCACGUACAACGAUAUCCUCACAGAUGACGAAGGCAAAGAGACCCGGGUUGGUCGGAUUACGAAAAGCAUGUUCCCUAGCGAAGAUGGCAAGGCGGAAGAUGACCCCUCCAGAAUUCCCCUUGAGCGGUGUGUUCGCGUCUACCCACACCUUCAGGACACUGGUGGUUUCUUCAUCACUGUCCUGAGGAAGAAGGAGGAGAUUCGUGCCAUCGAGCCCGAGAUUACUAAGCAGCAAAGGCUUGCCGAGCUCCAGCAAUCAACAGGUACCAGCACUCCCGUUGAGGUCUCCACACCAGUUGAGGCAUCAGAAAUUACCCUCAAGACCGAAAUCAUUCCUGUUCUCCAGCAAGAACGGAACACCACCCCCUCUCCUCCUCCCUCACCCGGCAAGCGCAAGCUGGACUCACCAGCGCCUGCUCCAACUGUCAAGAAGCUUAAGGCGGAAGUCGACGAGACCAGUGCCGUUCCGGAAACCGAAGAUGCCUCGAUUAUCAUUUUGCCGCCGGCGCCGGAAGUCUCUACUGAAGCUCCCAGGGCCUUCAACCCCCGCACCUCCACUGGCAAGAAGGGACCCCCACCAGAGGAACCUUUCAAGUUCCUUCCCUUCGACCAUGAGGUUUUACAGCGUAUCUACGCUUUUUAUGGCCUCUCUGACCGCUUCCCGAGAACAUGUUUCAUGGUCCGAAACGCUGAGGCCCUCCCCGUCCGUGCGAUCUACUUCACCUCACAUCUGGCGAAGAAGAUCCUGCAGUCCAACGAGGGACGUGGUGUCAAGUUCGUUCACUGUGGUGUCAAGGCUUUCAUGAAGCAGGAUGUCCAGUCUCCGGAGGUGUGCCCGUGGAGGAUCCAGAGUGAGGGCCUUAACAUCGUGGCCCCAUGGAUUGGCUCGGAACGCUUGGUGCACGCCACCAAGAGGGAAACCGUGCACACCCUGCUUCGUGAGCUCUUUCCCAAGGUCGGAGGGCAAGAGAAGGCGGCCAAAGAGAAUGAGUCUAAGGGAGAAGACACCGACGAGGUCAAGGAGGGGGAGGCGAAGGAUGUGGCCGUACCUGAAGCAGACGUCACUGCGGAGGUAGAGGAUAUGACAGUUGCUAAGGGCUCCUUCAUGACUAUCGGUGAAAUCGACGAGCAGGUCAGCAACCUUGGCAUGGGCUGCUGUAUCCUCAAAGUAGCCAAAUCUCCUGGCGAGUUCGACGACGAUAUGAUCCUACCGCUGUGGAAGAGCCGAUUCAGCUGCAACUUGAUGCUGCCCAAAGACGACCGGAAGGCUAUGCUACUGCGGUUGUUCGAUGACACUUCCGACAUCAAGGACUCGACAAACAAGAAUCACCACUCCCACCGGGAUGCAAAUGUAGCGGCUAAGCUAGCAAAGGCUGAGGAGGCUGAGGGGGCGGAGGAGAAGUCAGAGGAGGUAGACACCGAGAUGGCUGAUGAGGAAGCCAAAGAUGAAGAGAUGGUCGAGGCGUAGUUAUAGAUGUGUAAGCUCUUACAUAUGGAUUACUGGGUAAUAAAAGUUGAUGUGCUUGCUUGAGA
Molecule: messenger RNA, 2800 nt
Organism: Tricharina praecox
Lineage: Eukaryota; Fungi; Ascomycota; Pezizomycetes; Pezizales; Pyronemataceae
Product: S-adenosyl-L-methionine-dependent methyltransferase
Exons: 5
Coding region: 75-2735 (886 amino acids)
Biological process (GO): tRNA methylation
Cellular component (GO): nucleus; cytoplasm
Molecular function (GO): tRNA (cytidine-N5)-methyltransferase activity; tRNA binding
Source: RefSeq, a predicted model, not a curated record